ACUUUAAACUGCGACGGAGAGUUAAACAACCGAAACCGACUUGACACGGCACCACGUGGCAGCCUUUUAUAUAACCCCCAAAAAAACGCAUCCACUCGGGCUCCGUUUAAUGACGUCACUUUAUAUUGGCUUUAUAUUCAACGGCGUUACCGCGCCGGGGCGAGAGAGAAGAAGAAGAAAAAAGCUUCUCCGCGCACAUGUCGACGCAGAGCCUCCUGCCUAAGGUCGCCGGCCGCGGCGCCGCUCGCCUUGCCAGGCGCGCGUAUGACGUCAUCGUGGUGGGCGGCGGUCACGCGGGAACGGAGGCGGCGGCGGCCUCGGCGCGCGUAGGGGCCGACACGCUCCUCGUCACCCAGAAGACCCAAACCAUCGGGGCCCUUUCCUGUAACCCGUCUCUGGGUGGGGUGGGGAAGGGCCAGCUGGUGAAGGAGGUGGACGCGUUGGAUGGUUUAUGUGGGAGGGCGGGGGACUGGGCCGGGAUCCACUUCUCCAUCCUCAACCGCAGUAAGGGCCCCGCUGUGUGGGGCCCCCGGGCCCAGCUGGACCGCCAGCGCUACAGGCAUUUCAUCCAGAAAGAGCUGUUGUCCACCCCCAGGCUGACGGUGUUGGAGGGCUCGGUAGAGGAGUUGCUGGUGUCUGAACAGGACCCACAGAAGCCUGGACUGCACAGAGUCACUGGGAUCCGUCUGUCGGACAACAGCCUCCCCAUCUCAGCCCGGUCAGUGGUGCUUACCACUGGUACCUUCCUCUCUGGUUCCCUCUUCAUGGGCCAAACCACCUCUCCGGGGGGGAGGAUAGGAGACCCUCCAUCCAGCGCUGGUCUCUCCCACACGCUGAGGGAGACGCUGGGCCUAAGGCUGGGCAGAUUGAGGACCGGCACUCCUCCCAGGAUUGUUAAGGAUUCGGUCGACUUCUCUCUGGCCCAGAUCCACUUACCUGACCAGCAACCCACCCCCUUCAGUUUCCUCAACAAGCACACACACUGCAAGCCAGAGGACCAGCUGCCCUGCUUCCUGCUUCACACCACAGCCGGAGUGGAGCACGUGGUAAGAGAGAGCCUUCAUGUCAACACACAUAUCCAGCAAGACACCAAGGGCCCCAGGUACUGCCCCUCCAUCGAGUCCCGGGUUCUGCGCUUCCCUGGCCGACGGCACCAGGUUUGGCUGGAGCCUGAGGGACUGAACUCGGACCUCUUAUACCCUCAAGGUCUGUCCAUGACCAUGCCCCCGGACAUGCAGCUCCGCCUACUCAGGGAAAUCCCUGCCCUAUCCAAGGCUGAGAUCCACACGCCUGGUUAUGGGGUCCAGUAUGAUUUUGUUUGCCCCACCCAGUUGAACCCCAGCCUACAGGUAAAAAGCACCCAGGGUCUCUUUCUGGCAGGGCAGAUUAACGGGACCACCGGCUACGAGGAGGCUGCUGCUCAGGGCUUGUGGGCGGGAGUUAAUGCUGGUCGCUCAGCCCUUUCCCUCCCUCCCGUGACUCUGUCUCGAACAGAGAGUUACAUCGGGGUUCUCAUCGAUGACCUGGUGAGUCGUGGGGUGACCGAGCCCUAUCGCAUGUUCACCAGCCGAGCUGAGUUCAGGACCUCUCUGAGACCAGACAACGCCGACCUCCGACUCUCCCUGAAAGGGUUUGAGGAGGUGGGCUGUGUGUCGUCCCAGCGCUACAAGGAGGCUGUGAGAGUCAGGGACAGCCUCCAGGAGGCGCUGUCGGCCCUACAGUCUCUGUCCUUGUCCUCGAACAACUGGAGAAAAGCAUUUAGCUUCAACAGCAUCAGUGAAAACAAGAAUGCCAGACUGAACGGUAUGGAGCUGUUACAAUACAACGAUGUGUCAUUUGAAAAGCUGGCCUCUGCUUUCCCAGAAUGCCUUUCAACUUACCUUGAAUUCUCCCAAAGGCUCAAAAUAGAAGUGAUCUACAGACCCCACUACGAGACGCAGAGGAAAGACAUCGAGAGAAUCCAGAGAGAGGAGAGUCUGUCUCUCCCCCAGGAUCUGGACUACUUCUCCCUACCAGCGUCACUGUCUCAAGAAGUCCGUGAGAUUCUGGACCGAGUGCGACCGAGCACUCUUGGUGCUGCAACUCGUCUCCCUGGGAUGACACCAGCUGCCAUCGUUCAUCUCCUCAACUAUGUUGUGAGAGCUGGACAGCGGGCCUAACAGAACUGGACCAGGGGCGGGGGAUGAGCUGUGUGCUGAGAGAGGGAGGACAUGACAGAGGACACAAUGGGGAGUUGCUGGCAGAGGAACUUGAGCUCAGAGAAAUAAGGAUUCUAAAAUAACCGUUUGUUAAAAAAAUAAGUCUAUUUUAGAAAAUGUACAAAAAUAAUAAAAGUAUUGUAGGAAUAACUGUACAGUUUUCAGUUUGUAGAAAAGGUGAAAUGAUUCUCUACUGUACAGAAGUACAUUUCCAACUGAAUAAAUGUUAAGAAUGAUUCCGUAA
Molecule: messenger RNA, 2442 nt
Organism: Lampris incognitus (smalleye Pacific opah)
Lineage: Eukaryota; Metazoa; Chordata; Actinopteri; Lampriformes; Lampridae
Gene: mto1
Product: mitochondrial tRNA translation optimization 1
Exons: 13
Coding region: 198-2159 (653 amino acids)
Biological process (GO): tRNA methylation; tRNA wobble uridine modification
Cellular component (GO): cytosol
Molecular function (GO): flavin adenine dinucleotide binding
Source: RefSeq, a predicted model, not a curated record